Molecule: messenger RNA, 3924 nt
Organism: Paramormyrops kingsleyae
Lineage: Eukaryota; Metazoa; Chordata; Actinopteri; Osteoglossiformes; Mormyridae
Product: cdc42 effector protein 2-like
Biological process (GO): Rho protein signal transduction; regulation of cell shape; positive regulation of pseudopodium assembly
Cellular component (GO): cytoplasm; plasma membrane; cytoskeleton
Molecular function (GO): small GTPase binding
Source: RefSeq, a predicted model, not a curated record
AAAUAGGCCGGUCAAAGCAGCGGGAGUCUCUAGUAAGAAAUACAAGUCUACCGCUUCUUCUAUAUUCCGAUACAGCAGAUCAGCUUACUACAUCUGAAUUUAACACUUUCCUGAUCCGAGCCCACCAAAUCCACCACCGCACAGAUGUGAAAUAUUUUUAACCUUGGCUGCAUGCAGUAAAACAUCUUAUUUGUUUUCGUGCACAUGUAGCAGACGUAUUAAAGCUAAAACUGAAAGAACAUUACAGUCGAUUCAAAGGCUGCAGUUGAAUUCGAUUCCCUGUAUCGGUAAAUAUGCGGGGUUUGAUGACAAGCCCACGCUAACGGGCGCGUCUUACUAUUCCUGCUGCAAGUCUUGUGGGACUGAAAACCCGACAAGAAAUAAGGACUUUUAUUACGGCUGGAAACGAUUUUGGAAUGUUGGUAGGACUUGCAUCCUUCCACCCAUCCAUUGCUGAUAAAUGCUUGUUUCGUAAUUGCAGGGCGCGGAACAUUCCUUGGAAGUGCAGGCAAAAGGUCGAAACGUGUCUGCAUGCCGUGACGUUCUGCACAGCAUCUCAAAGUAACGCGCGUUUGCGGGGGGGGGGGGGAUCCAGUGCCGUGAUUUCCGGGCUGCCGCCACUAAAGUGUCUGCAUUUGCCUACAACGUGAGACUCGGUGAAAGCGAGACUGUGGCCGGAUCGCACGAUUGUCGCAACACGGCUCCGGGCUCCGGCGAAGCAGCAGUUCCCACGGCGCCCAGCGACGGCUACUCUGGUGCUGCGGACGCCGGGGACACCCAGGCAGUGCGGAUCGUGUUAUCGGUGUCGGGCUGUCCACUGAAAAGGAUAUUUUACCCCAGCUUCCCAGAUGAGAAAAUGGCAUUUUAAUCCCCGUUUCAAAUGCGUUAAGAUACAAGUACGGCUUCGGACGCCUGAAUGGUCAGAGGGUGUGCAAUUUGCAGGUGGAUGGGACAGGCACCAGGCGGAGCCAUCAGCUGACCGCAUCGCCGCUUCCCCCCCGUCGAUGACAUCACAGGUCAUUCAGAUCGGCACUCCCUCGAAGACGUCCUCCGAGGCUCGGGAGUUUUGAACCCAUCUGCAUCAAGCUUUGUGGAUUUUUUUCCCUCUAAAGGCUCAAUUUCCAUCUGGAAAAAAAAGCUAUUUACCCUUCUGCCCCCUGACCUGCAUUUGUAGCCUCUGGGCUGUUAUCCAGCAGGGGAAGAAGGUGACCUGGAUUGCAGACUAAACUAAAGGGGUGCCCCCCUCCGUACGUGGGAGUGGUCCCCCCUCCCACAGCCUCCUGGGUCUCCCUUUCCGGGAGGAUACCUCAAAGUCCUUUGGUCCCGGGAAGAGGGCAGCCAUGUCCAGCAAGGCCCCCAUCUACCUGAAGCGGGGGAGCCGCAAGGGGAAGAAGGAGAAACUUCGUGACAUCCUGUCAUCGGACAUGAUCAGCCCCCCGCUGGGGGAUUUCCGGCACACCAUCCACAUCGGCAGCGGCGGCGGCGAGGACGACGUGUUCGGCGACCUCUCCUUCCUGCAAGGGAAAUUCCACCUGCUCCCCGGAAGGCGGGACCCCGACACUCAGGAACGUUCCGCCUCACCCGGCCGCCCGGCCAGCAUCUGUGGCCACCCGCUGUCCUGCAGGAGCUCGCCGCUGCUGAAGAACGCCCUCUCUCUGCCCAUCAUGGAGGCUGCCCGGGCCCUGACGCUGCCAACCCCCAACGCUGACCACGCCCACAUCCAGCCUCAGGCCCCGCCCCCUAAACCACCCCGGCUGCACCUCGACGACAGGAGGCUGUCGUCUCCGCCGAUGGUCACCCACCGCUUCACCGAGCCAUCUCCGGACAGCCCUCCUGGGCUCCCCAGUGAGGACCGCUGCUUGCUCCGGGAAUCUUGCCUGGAGGACACGAUGGAAGAGCAGCCGUACCUCUCCCACGCCGGAUCCCUGCUCUCUCUACACCUGGACCUGGGGCCCUCCAUCUUGGAAGAUGUGCUGCAGAUCAUGGACAAGCACGACAUGAACAGCCUCAACGGAUCCUGUCUACACGGGGGGCUCCAUGAGAUUUUCACCUGAGCCCAAUCCCCCCCCCCAUCCUUUUUUUUUUUACUAAUCUCCAACACAGAGCCGUCGUUUCUAGAAUUUUCCUGCUGCUGUCCAGCAAGAAGAUCAGCUUCCUCGCUUAUGCCAUAAGAACAGGACUGUUACAGAUUGCAUUUUAGUCAUUGCCAUUACUUCGCUAAAUAAUUCUAAGUCUUUUCUAAACAAGGUGCAUCUUACCUAUAUGCUGUGAAAAUAAGUCGUAUGCAGUCAUCUGGAUUUCUAUUAUCCCUGCUAUCCUUUGGUUAUCAGUAAUCACUCAUGUUAGUCCUAUAAUCCUCUGGGGGGCUUUGGCUGCCCUCCGCCUUCUGCCCCGUGCACCUUGGCACAGCCUCACUGUGACUCUAUACUGGAUGGAUAUAAUAGUGCUAUAAUAAAAAUUAGCUGUGAAUUUUUAGACUGAUGAACUGGCUGUUGGGGCCUGCGAAUCCCCUGUGAAUUGGAAAGUAGCUGUUUGGUUUGGAAGAUCUCCCUGACUCUCGUCUGUUUAAUGAAUACGCUGCCACUUUGAUAAAAAAAAAUGGGGUGAUUAGGGUCCUGCUAGGCUAUUAUAUGACGAUCAGUUUUCGAACGCUGUGUUUUUCUUCAAAUGCUCCUCCAAGAACAGCAUUAAAGUGACGUCAUCAACGCCGUCCAAUGGGCAUCAGAUGGAUGAAAUCACAAGUCUGUGGGACGGUCAAGGAAAACCCGAUCCCCCGCAAUGCAUUGUGGGAUCUAUGUCUUUUUUAACUUUCUGCUGGUGAUUAGGGAAAUGAAACUUUUACGCAAAUAUUGAUAUAAUAUAUGAAAAUGAACUGGAGUUAAUGGCAUUACAAGAACUGGGAUCCAGGGUGCUUUUCACUAGGCUGGAAAAACCUGUUGUCUCCAACUGGCCACCCGUUUCCAUGGCCGAAAAACACUGGAAAACCAUCGAUUACAUCAAUACCACUGGUCUAAAAUGUGUCUCAUGUAUCAUUGUCUAUAAUGGACUUCUGCAAAAGAGGAGGAACAUAAAACUGCAGUUUCUGUGGAAAUUCAUGUUGGAAAAUAUCCGCAACUUCAUCGUGUAAGACAUGAAUAGGGAUUGUAUGACCUGCGAAGAUGUAUAGAUUAAGAUAAUCGAUGAGAACGAUUUUGGGUAAAACGUUGUAAUAUUUCUGUAAUAAAAAGUGUUCGCUGGAAAAAAAAACAGUUUCUUCGAUAAAAAGCAAACUGAUGAAAGCAGACCCAAGGCUUUUAAAAACGUAUUCACCGUUCUUCCGAAGUGGGGUUAGGGUUACGUUAUAAUGCACCAAGCAUCCAUAUUCAGUAGGUGCGGGGGUUUGAAGAUGCGUGAAGCCGCCGGUGUCAGAUUGCUGUCUACGAUCGUUAUCGGCGGGGCGCUCGGCCGCGGAAUGCGGCGGCGCCGGUGCAGCUUGUGCUCAUGGCGCUGCGGUUAAUGCAGGCGGCGCUGCCUUCAUCUCCUCACACGGACAAAGUGCGCAUCGGCAGAUCUCACGCUGCGCAGGUCCCACCUUUCAUGACUAAACGCUGACUCUCGCUUUUUAAAAACAUGGUUGAGAAAUAGCCUUUCCUUAAAGAUAAAGGAGCCCACUUGUAAAAAUUUUGUUUCAAUGGUGUUCACUUUCUGAGUUAUGCCUUUGAAUGUAUGUUUUUUUAUUAGAUUUAAGAUGCACCUUAAAAUUAAUUAGAAUUAAGUCCUGUUGUAAUGAGACAAUAUGACACUGAAAUUAGUUGUGAAUGAACGCUUCAUUUCGUUUAUUUUUUUUUUACAUAGAUUUUCGUUUACCUUAAUUUAGGCCUAUUUUAGAGACGCUUUUACCCAGAGCGACGCACAAAUAAAGAUGUAACAGAGUUUUAAUUGUGA